AUGGCGAGAUCUCCGUCCAGUUCAAGCUCCAGCUCGGCCUCUUCCGAUGACUCGAAGCCCCUCUUCCCAGCCGAUGGCAAAAGAGCCUCCAGCAAAUCUCGUUCUCCAAGCCGAACCUCUGAUCGGAGCAGCAAGUCGAGAAGCAAGUCUCCGGUCAAGCGACGGAGAAGCCGAAGCGGAUCUCGGGAUCCACCAGCAAGAUAUUCUUCAAGACCAGUGAAAAGGAGCCGUUCUCCGAUUCAAGACCGUAGGCGUAAGCGCUCUACUUCUGUCAAGAAAGAGAGGAGCCCGAGCCCAGUGAAGAGAAGGAGCCCCAGCCCUACGAGGAGGAGAAGCCCCCCACGGAGACGCGAACGCUCAACUUCUGCGAAAAAGGAAAGGAGCUCGAGCCCGGUGAAGAGGAGGAGCCCCAGCCCCUCGAGGAGGAGAAGCCCUCCCAGAAGACGUCAGCGUAGCAGAAGCAACGAUCGGGGACCACCUCCUCGUGAUCGUGAUCGCCGCCGCUCACGCUCACCGCCUCCUCGACGUGGUGACAGCCCUCCAUGGAAGUCGGAAAAAAGGUCAACCAGGCGACGAUCGCGCUCCGGAAGCCCCGAGGAUGAUGACGACAAGAGAAAGCGUGGCGAAUCGGAGUGGAAAAUCAAAGAGGACCAGAAAUGGAAAAAGCGCAGAGACCACCGUGAAGCGAUCGCCGAGGAGGGUGUGCAAAAGGUGUGGGGAAUGUCGCCGACCCACGACGAUAUUCAGCACGUCUACGUUUUGCUAGAAGAAACUGAGCGGAUGCGGGAAGAGGAGACGAAGAAAUUCGAGAAGCAGCAAAAGGAGCGUGACAGGGAGCGCAAGGAAAAGAUGAAAGCAGAAGGAAGAGAAAAAGAAAAGAAAAAGAAGGCGAAGAAACAGAAGAAGGAAAAGAAGGCCAAAAAGGACAAGAAGAAGAAGGCCAAGAAGCGCAAGGCAGAUUCUGAUUCCGAUGAUGACAAGAAGAAAGACAAAAAGAAGAAGAAGAAAAAGAAGCGCGAGGCCGAGGAAGUGGAGUACGUGCCCAAAUCCGAAUCUGAAGAGGAAAUGGCCGGUCCGGCAAUUCCGCAGGACAUCAUCGACAGCGACAAGGCGUACCACGACAUUGAGCGGCAAUUGAAACAAAGCAAAGACAUGCUUCGUGGUGAAGCCGCGGCGAUGGCGGCUUACGUGGCUCGCGGUGAGCGGAUUCCGCGUCGAGGCGAGAUUGGGUUGAGCAGCAACGAGAUUUCGUACUUUGAGCGGGCUGGCUAUGUGAUGUCGGGUACUCGCCACAAAGCGAUGGAAGCGACGCGGUUGCGCAAGGAAAACCAGGUCCUAACCGCCGACGAGAAGCGCCUGCUCAGCGGCUUCUCCCAGGAAGAGCGUCGCAAGAAGGAGGAGGCCGUCAUGUCCCAAUUCCGGCAACUCAUCGACGCCAAUCGCAAA
This is a messenger RNA of Mesorhabditis spiculigera, 1446 nucleotides long. NCBI's taxonomy places the organism in Eukaryota, Metazoa, Nematoda, Chromadorea, Rhabditida, Rhabditidae. The record is from the annotation of a GenBank genome assembly.